AUGGAUUCGGCGACCGCAUGCGACCGGGCGCUUUGGGUCCUGAACUUGAGGCUGGCUUUCCGCCUUUCUGGAGCACAUGUCAUGCGGAAAGAGCAGCCUGCUGCGAGGCAUCACGUGGAAGAGGUGGAAGAUCAGGGCUUGGAGUUCUCGAUGGGUCCUUUGGGAUGCGGUUACGUCCCGGUGCCUCACAGGAAGGAAGCCGCACACUUUUCAGGCACGUUGCUUACUCUCCUCUUCGACUGGAUACCGAAGCCUUGCGCUACUCCUUUGCUGCUGCGUUGGUACGGAUCAUACUUCCAGCACAUCAUCACUGCGGCGGUCAGUCCGCCUCCGGAGCGGAGCUCCGUGCCCCACCUGAGCUGCCGGCACCGGCAUUUCCAGCUUUGCUAUGCGAAGGUCUUGCGAAGACACAAAGGCUUCAGCAAUUACCUCUUCCUUGGAUCGGAUGUGUUCAUGCGACCCCAGCGCUUGCUAGGCUUCCCGCUGGAUCGUCCAUGGCUUUUAGCAUCUGGUGGCUACAGUCCCAGGAGCUAUGGAGAUGACUUGCUGGAUAGAGCCACCAGUCGCCCAAGCGACGAGGCGCUGAUGAAAUGGUGGCAGGGACCCUCUGCUGUUGCUUUGAAGAGGUUAUAUGUGGAAGCUGCUGGUGGGCCCCGCGUACCCCAAGCUUCUGCACCUGGAGUUGCCAACAUUCCAGCCAUCAUGGGGAAGUAUUUUGUGUCGCUCGCUGAAUCGCUGUCAGAGGUCCGAGGUGACCUGGCACAGUCGAUGAUUUUCGAUCUGUGGGAAGUGAUCCCAGGGACUCCCAAAACCUGGCUCGUGGCUGAGAAUGACACGCUUUGGAUGCGUGGCCCCGGCACUCGCCAGCGCUUGUAUGAAGAUCACCUGGCAGCGUUUACACAUCCGCUAUGGCUCUCCGGGCCGAAGGAGCAGAAGAGCCUCGACAUAUACCUCUUAGAGCAUGAGCAGGAUUUCUGA
This is a messenger RNA of Durusdinium trenchii, 978 nucleotides long. NCBI's taxonomy places the organism in Eukaryota, Dinophyceae, Suessiales, Symbiodiniaceae. The record is from the annotation of a GenBank genome assembly.